This is a messenger RNA of Strongylus vulgaris, 608 nucleotides long. The record is from the annotation of a GenBank genome assembly. NCBI's taxonomy places the organism in Eukaryota, Metazoa, Nematoda, Chromadorea, Rhabditida, Strongylidae.
AUGGCUAAUUUUCACAAUCUGUUGGAGCACAACAGUAAAACAGUUACCAUCGCAGUGGCUGCCCAUUCCGCUCGAGCUGUCAGUUUCGAAAACAUCAAAAAACUUUAUGAGAUGGCUAUUGAGAAAGGCAUUGCAUUCCACAUACACGUAGAAGAGCAACCAAAAGAAAUCGAGGAUUGCAUGAGAUUCCUCGGGGAAAGGAGGAAAAGUCAGAGCUAUAAAACAGACAUGUCUGCAAAAAGUCAGAGCUAUAAAACAGACAUGUCUGCAGGUCCUUCUGAUGUUUUACUUGAAAACCUUAACAUCACAAAACUGUUCUCUGGCGUUCAUGUUACGUACACACCGGUGGAGAAUAUUAGAGAAAUUACGAAAUUGGGAGGAAAUACUGUCAUCUGUCCCUGUACGGAAGGAUAUCUCGGCGAUGGAAUUCCUCAAGUGAUUGAUGGGCAACACAUUAGUUAUGGCACUGAUUGCAAUAAUAGAAUAGGUUUCCUGGAAGAGAUGCGAUGGGCAUGCUAUUCACAACAAGUAAGUUCAAUUUGUCCACUAUGCUUGCAAAAACUAAGAAAAGAAGAGAACUAUGCAAAUAUCUGUGCAAGCUACUGAAA